AUGGCUGAUCUCGGUGCUCCCCGCCUCCUGCUGCUCUUCACCAACAUUGUCUGUUUAGCCAAAUCUGAGACAAGCGCCGCAGCUCCACAGUGUUCUUACAGUGUUAGAGCGAUCCGGUUUGGAUUCCAGUUUAAGAUGACCAGUUUCCCCACUGGUCGCUACACGAUAAGCGUUGGUGAGGAAGGAAGUCCAACAACUGACAAGAUUGUCAACAUUCCUUCCUCUAAUAAAAACCCAACGCAUGAAAUCCAACGUCUGAAGCCCUGCACUGAAUAUGAGCAUAAGGUCGCGCUGCUUGACAAUAAUGGUACAGAAAUAUUCUGCAGCGGCUCUGGAGGAAAAGCAAAAACACUCAGCAUGAAUGAACAAGACAUCACAAACAGCCCCUGCAUCCCGGGAUACGUCUGCUACCAAAGUGGCUGGAACAUCAGCUCCUCGGUUUCUGCACCAAACCGAACUGAACAGUUCAGAGACGGGACGUUUGGUUUUAAACUGGCUGAAGACGACAUCUGCUCAAACUUUACUGUCAGUUUUUACCAAGAUAACUGCAGCAACUCCUCCUUUAACCUGACCCGAUACAUUCCUGCCGAUCACAUAAAUCCAAAUGAGAUGAAUCAGACUAAACACAAUCGCCUUCCUGCAGAGAUAGAAACAAAACUGCCUCCAAACUGUAAGAAUCUCAGCAUUGAGUACACCUGCUCAGAAAGUGGAAAAGUCGGGGAAUCCAUUCAGCUCUCUAAUCUGGAGCCGUUUACAGAUUACAGCUGCACUGGUCUGAUCAAGAACAACAAUGUUUCCAUCAACAAAAUAACUCCAGCUGUCCAGCUCAACGUUACCUGUGAUUUUACGAUAACUCCCAGUAAUAUAUAUGAAAACGAAAGUUUAGCUGUGGGGUGGUGGGAAACAACCAGUGAGAAAUGCGGAGCCGUUCUUCCUAAUCUAGAGAAGCUUUCUUACAAAUGCACCUUUCAGGAAAUUGAUGGAGAUGCAAAGGUCCAUGGCAAGACAGCGCGACAGCCUCGUGGAGGAUUAUGUAAAACUUAUGAACUUAAAAGAUACACCAAAUAUAUUAUUGAAGUCUACGUCGUCUAUAACAACAAGAACGCUUCCCAAGGACUAAAACUCAGAGCACAAACAAAUCCCGGAGUGCCAGAUAAAGUUCAACAACUGAAAGUCCACCUCAUAAAGCACAAUGUGAUCAGAGUAACUUGCUCCCCGCCAGUCGGUGGAUUUAAAGGACCAAAGAAAAUUUACAUCGUUCGUCUCAUUGGUGACAGAGAAGUAAAGAAAACUGCUGAGUGUCGUUUUGAAAUCGGAGAUCUGAGCUACCGCACAUCCUACACAGUCCAGGUGGUUGCCUUCAAUGGGGUGUUUGAGAGUGAAGCUGAAACAGCAAACGUUUCCACUCGCUACAAUGACAAAGCUCUUAGUGGCAUUUUGAUCUUCAUCCUCAUCAUUCUCAUCAUCAUACUUGUAGCGCUGCGUCUGGCAGUCUUCAUCAAAAAGCGAAAGAAGUCAAAGAAUGUUACUAAAGAAGAAGUUGUGCUCACAUCAAGAGCGAAGGCUUACAUAUGAAGACACCGUGGCGCUGAAGACCAAUUCAUCAUUUGCUGUCUGUGCUUGAAUAUCAAGAAAUUCAAAACAUCCACGCCAAAAUUUCCCAGAUUUUGAUUUUAAUGUUUGGUAAUAUAUAUAUUCUUUGAUUCAGAUGUUUACAGCUGUCUAUAGCUGCGGUUGUUACUAAAUGCAUCUAUCUGCUGCUAUAGAUGCAUAUGUUGUUUAUCGCUGUGGUUUCUCUGUUCUCUUUGUUUCUCUUUUUCUGCAGGUGUAGAAUCAAAUAAAUAAAAGACGCA
Xiphophorus maculatus (southern platyfish) is the source of this 1853-nucleotide messenger RNA. RefSeq names its product receptor-type tyrosine-protein phosphatase C-like. The transcript has 13 exons. Bases 1 to 1575 code for a protein of 524 amino acids. Lineage: Eukaryota; Metazoa; Chordata; Actinopteri; Cyprinodontiformes; Poeciliidae. The record is from RefSeq and is a predicted model, not a curated record. Gene Ontology annotation, molecular function: protein binding.